Exophiala aquamarina CBS 119918 is the source of this 1284-nucleotide messenger RNA. RefSeq lists its product as uncharacterized. Gene Ontology annotation, biological process: transmembrane transport. The coding region runs from base 1 to 1284 and encodes 427 amino acids. Gene Ontology annotation, molecular function: transmembrane transporter activity. NCBI's taxonomy places the organism in Eukaryota, Fungi, Ascomycota, Eurotiomycetes, Chaetothyriales, Herpotrichiellaceae. The record is from RefSeq and is a predicted model, not a curated record. The transcript has 2 exons.
AUGGGCGCGGAUAUCGGAGAUGAAGGAGAGCAGGUCGAAGUUGCCCUGUCGCCGAAUGUAGCGAGCAUCAGUCUAGCGACCGACGUUGAGCCUCUCUACGGUUGGGUUGUUUGCAUAAGUCUCCACUUCAUAAACGCUUUUACUUGGGGUGUCAUUGCUAGCUUUGGCGUCUACCUAUCGUACUACAUCAGUCACGAAACCUUUAUUGGCACGACAAACCUAGAAUUUACCUUUGUAGGAGGAGCCAAUUUCGCCGCUGCCAUGUUAUGUACCCCAACAGUCAAUCUCUGCAUACGCCAGUUCGGAACUCACGUUCCAAUGUAUUGCGGAUGCUUCCUGUUUGCUGGGGGCUUUAUCGCAGCUUCGUUUGCGGUCGAGUUUUGGCAACUGGUGCUGAGUCAGGGAGUCCUUGUCGGACUUGGAACCGGCUUUGUUUGGUUACCCGCGACUCCGCUCCUCCCGCAGUGGUUUAACAGGAACCGGAGCCUUGCACAAGGUAUCGCUGCUGCAGGUUCGGGAAUCGGUGGUAUUGUAUGGAGCUUUUCAAUCGUGCCAAUGAUUGAGAACCUGUCACUUGCCUGGUCGCUACGAAUCACCGGAAUGGUAUCUUUUGUCGUCUUGCUCGUUGCCUCUUUCCUUAUCAGAGAUCGAAAUGAGAAGAUCAGGCCAAGGAUAAAAGCUAUCGACUGGGAUUUGUUGAAGAGGUACAAUGUCUGGUUAUUGGUCGGGUAUACCUUCUUUUCGAUACUGGGGUAUAUCGUUUUCAUCUACACACUUUCCGCUUUCGCAUUGUCUUUGGGCCUGACGCAGAGCCAGGCUGGCAUCAUAACCGGAAUGUUAAACGUGGGUACUGCCAUUGGAAGACCGUUCAUUGGAGUCGUCAGUGAUCAUUAUGGAAGGAUCACGACUGCUACUGCCUUGACAGCAUCGAACUGUCUAAUGGCAUUUGCCAUCUGGAUCCCUACCAAUUCCUAUGGUCUGCUAAUCUUUCUUGGUCUUGUCAGUGGGGCGACAAGUGGAAUCUACUGGGGCACCAUUGCACCACUGUGUGCCGAGGUAGUUGAUCUCAAGGAGCUUCCAUCAGGACUGGGCCUGAUGUGGCUGUCUGUUUCGAUGCCCUCAUUCUUUUCUGAAGCGAUCGCCCUCGAGAUCAGGCGACCAGAGUCAGGGCGACCCUACCUGUGGCCACAGAUAUACACCGGCUUGGCGUUUCUCGUUGCCAGUCUUCUUCUCCUAGAACUUCGACGGCAGAAAUGGGGCUGGCGAAGGGAACGGCAUCGCUAA